Gracilinanus agilis (Agile Gracile Mouse Opossum) is the source of this 1151-nucleotide messenger RNA. It is a transcript of the gene APRT, whose product is annotated as adenine phosphoribosyltransferase. The record is from RefSeq and is a predicted model, not a curated record. The transcript has 5 exons. Gene Ontology annotation, molecular function: AMP binding; adenine phosphoribosyltransferase activity; adenine binding. NCBI's taxonomy places the organism in Eukaryota, Metazoa, Chordata, Mammalia, Didelphimorphia, Didelphidae. Gene Ontology annotation, cellular component: cytoplasm. The coding region runs from base 38 to 580 and encodes 180 amino acids. Gene Ontology annotation, biological process: AMP salvage; adenine salvage.
UUGGGCGCAGUGCAGCGCUGCGCAGCGCGGAGUAGGCAUGGCAGAUUCUAAGCGGCAACUCGUAGCUCGGCGUGUCCGGAGCUUCCCAGACUUCCCCAAGCCCGGGAUCUUAUUCCGGGACAUCAGCCCUUUGCUGAAGGACCCAGAAGCCUUCAGGGCUUCCAUCGAACUUCUGGCGGAUCAUCUGAAAGAAAAUCACAAGACCAAGAUAGAUUAUAUAGCAGGGUUAGACGCUCGAGGCUUCCUGUUCGGGCCCUCCCUGGCCCAGAAAAUGGGGAUCGGCUUCGUGCUGAUCCGCAAGCGCGGGAAGCUUCCGGGACCCACCAUCUCCACCAGCUACUCUCUGGAGUACGGCCAGGCAGAAUUGGAGAUGCAGGAAGAUGCCAUUGAGCCAGGCAAGAAGGUAGUGAUCGUGGAUGACCUGAUGGCCACCGGAGGUACCAUGGGAGCCGCCUGCAAGCUGCUGCACAGUCUGAAGGCCGACGUGCUCGAGGCCCUGACGCUGGUGGAGCUGACGUCCCUGAGGGGCCGCGAGAGGCUGGCCUCUGUGCCCUUCUUCUCCCUGCUGCAGUACGACUGAGGACGGCCAUCGCCCUGUGAUAGGCACUGACCCUGCAGCCUGCUGAGUGCCUCCAGACUCCCUGGGAGAGCCCAGGAAACCCUCUGGGCCUUCCAGUUCUUCCCCCUCCCAGCCAUGCGUCCUCCGCGCCUCCCUGCCUGGAGUAGAGGCCGGCUCCAGAGAAGAACUCUGCAUCCUGGAGGGGCCCCCAUAGCCACAGCCUCCACGCCUGGCCCCACCAGUCUCUUGACCCAAUACAGGGUUGCUUUUGUGGUUUAGAAUUUGGGGCACAACCAAUUGUGUCCAUUUCCUAGACCUGCCGGCCCCACUUGUGCCUGCCCAUAUGCCCAUCAUCUACAUGGCAGGAGGCGCCUGGGGAAAUGCUUCUGGGGUCCCCCACAUCAUGCCAAAUCAGACCCAGCAGGUGGAGUGACGCAGACUCUGGAGGGGCCCUAUCUGGUCUUGGGACUGCACUGCCUGCCAAGGGAUGAGGGCGCCAGCCUUCUAGGGAGACAAACCCCUGGAAGGGACAGACGGAUGGGAGCCUGAGGCAGCCCCUUCUCUGUAUCUGAUUAAAUAACUUAAUUCAAAA